AUGCCGUCGUCCUACCCAAUAGCGCGCUUCCGCCGCCGCAGCAUCGAGGCGCGCGGCAUCCGCGUCGGCUACAAGCCGCGGCCGGGGGAGGUGCUGCAGAAGCAGCCGCCGCAGAGCGUGGCAGCGGCCGGCGCUGGUGCGGCUGCGGCAGCGGGUACGGCGACUCCGGGAGUGACUGCGGUGGCGGCGCGGGCCCCCUCUGACAGUUACCUCGAGGUUGUCCUGCCUUUUGCCAGCAGCCAAAACCUCAGGGAUGAGUACGAGCGCUUCCAGAUGGGCCGCGUGCGUGUGGGCCUUGUGCUGGAGGACAUCGACUCAUUCGCAGCCGACAUCGCGGCGAGGCACCUGUACGGCGCAGUGCAGAACUUUGCCAUUGUGACCGCUGGCGUGGACCGCCUGCAGCUGGUGACUCACGAGCAGCACGUGCAGCAGCUGCGCCUUGGGGCGUGCGCCAAUGCGGAUGGCUGCAACGGCAACGGCGCCGAGCCGCCCGCGGGCUCACCCUGCCCUGCUGCCACGGCAGAGGCGGACGGGGCCGUGUCAGACGGCGCCGAUUGGGCAGCGCCCCCCGCGCCUGCAGCGCUGGACGAGGCAACGCGGCGUGAGCUGCAGCGGGCCGUGGUGGAGGCGCCGGCCGGCAGCGACCAGGCGUGCGGCGGCCCCCUGCUGAUUGACAACGACCUGCGGCUGGCGGGGUGCGUCACGUGGGUGGGGCGCAGCAGCCUGGAGGUCACCAUAGAGCUGGCAGACCGCCCCAGGGCCCAAAUGGAGGGGGCAGCAGGUGCUGGCGGCGGCGAGGCGCCCGCCUUGGGCGCGGAAGGGACGUCGGGCAGCCGCGGCGGGUGGCGGCGACGCGGCGUGGCGCACUUCAUCCUGGUGGCGCGGAUAGACCCUGCGGGCGGUGGGGCGGAGCGCGCGCCGCAGCUCGUGGCGGCGACGCCCGAAGAGGAGGCGCUCCUGGCUGAGGCGGCCGCACGCCAGGAGGAGCGGCGCGUGAAGCGCGCGGCCGAGGCGGACGCGUCUGCGGCGCAGCUCGCUGGCGCGCCGCCCACCAUCGGCCCCGACGCGCUGCUGCUGCAGCAGCUCGUGGCGCGCGCACGCGAGCAGCAGGCGGAGAAGUGGCAGCAGCAGCGCAGGGGCGGCAGCGGUGCCGGCGCGAGUGGCGCGGACGGGCCGCAGGCGGUGCCCAUGGGCACGACCGCGCUGCGCACGCCCGUGAUCAUGCACCACCAGGACCGCAACAUCACCAACGCCGUGUUCGGGGGCCACAUCCUGCGCAGCGCGUACGAGGCCGCCUACGCCACCGCCGCGCUGCACGCGGGCGUACACCCCGAGCCGCUGUCAAUGAGUGACAUCACCUUCAAGCAGCCCGUCACCGUGGGGUCCAUCGUCGAGUUUGAUGCCAAGGUUGUCCUGACGCAUGGGGACCUGAUGCGCGUGUCGGUGCAGGCCAUAAAGCACGAACCAGCCACCAGCCCCUUGGGCCGGGGCGUGCCCCAGCGUGCGCAGCAGGCGCUGACCACAACUUUCAGCUUCCUCUUCGCUGCGCCACAAGGCGCCGUGGUACCGCCCGUGCGGCCCGACAGCCUGGCAGACGCAGCAGACUGGCUGGUGGCGGCACGGCAGCACACAGAGGAGGGGUACCCGCCGCCGCCUGUCGCCGCCUGGGGCUCAUCACCGCGGCCGCACAUGUGA
Monoraphidium neglectum is the source of this 1695-nucleotide messenger RNA. RefSeq lists its product as hypothetical. The transcript has 7 exons. Gene Ontology annotation, molecular function: fatty acyl-CoA hydrolase activity. Gene Ontology annotation, biological process: acyl-CoA metabolic process. The record is from RefSeq and is a predicted model, not a curated record. The coding region runs from base 1 to 1695 and encodes 564 amino acids. NCBI's taxonomy places the organism in Eukaryota, Viridiplantae, Chlorophyta, Chlorophyceae, Sphaeropleales, Selenastraceae.